Molecule: messenger RNA, 3939 nt
Organism: Centropristis striata (black sea bass)
Lineage: Eukaryota; Metazoa; Chordata; Actinopteri; Perciformes; Serranidae
Product: protein sidekick-1-like
Exons: 17
Coding region: 26-2323 (765 amino acids)
Molecular function (GO): protein binding
Source: RefSeq, a predicted model, not a curated record
UGUACAUCGAUAGUCCGACGUUAUAAUGCAUUUGUCUCGGGUGUUCUGCGGAGCAGAGCGUCCCCAGCCACCCAGGAAGUUGGCUGUUCCUCAGGACGCGGUUGAAUCUCGCCAUGUCCGCCUCCACUGGGUGAUGGGUGGCUCCGGUUCCUCCCCGCUGAGAUACUUCACUCUGCAGGUUAAAGAGCUGCCCAACGGGGACUGGAACACACACAUCGCUGACAUCCCACACAACGUGACCACCUGGGCUGUUGACAGGCUGAAGCCCUUUACAUCAUACAAGUUUCGGAUGCUUGCCACCAACGAUGUAGGAGACAGUGUCCUCAGCAAAGAGACGGACGCUGUUACAACUCUGCAAGACGUGCCUGACGAGCCUCCAGUGAUCCUUGCAGUGAAACCAACAACCACUACCUCAAUCCUGGUGCAGUGGAAGCGUCCCAAUGACGACAGUGUGAACGGGGUGCUGACUGGAUACCGGCUGUAUUACCGAGAGCUCCCGGUAAACACUUCCACUGUCGCUACCGCAGAAGUCCAAGCGACCAAAAACAACACCACAAGUGCCCUCAUUACAACCAAGAGCACCUUCAAGACAGUCAGCAGUGCCUCGCUAACAGAGUUUGAGUUGACACAACUGAAGAAGUUCAAACGCUACCAGAUUGUUAUGACAAGCUACAAUAUCAUCGGAGAGAGCCCGCCCUCUGCCCCGGUCGAAGUGUCUGUUGGAGAGGCAGCUCCAUCAGUGGCCCCUCAGUCUAUCAGAGUGUCAGCUGUGUCUCCCUCCAUCCUGGAAGUGACCUGGGACACACCCCCCCUCGAGACCCAGAAUGGACUCAUCCAAGGAUACAAGAUCCACUACUGGGAGCGGGACAAGCAGAACCAGAGUGAGAAGGUAAAGGUGAUUUUCGUCCCAGACACCCGUGUGCACCUCACCAACCUGACCAGCUACACACCUUACCUGGCCACUCUGACCGCCUUCAACACGGCUGGGGACGGCCCUCCCAGUGACCCCCGUGGGGCCCGUACCAUGCAGUCUGCUCCCAGCCAGCCGAGCUACCUGUCCUUCUCAGAGGUGACAGGAGGAAGUGUCAAUGUGUCCUGGGGAGCUCCACUGACUCCUAACGGACAGCUGGAGGGCUACAGGAUCAUCUACCAGCCCACUGCCCCUGUACAGGGAGUGAGUAAAGUGGUGACGGUGGACGUGAGGGGCAGCUGGCAGAGAUGGCUGAAGGUUCGAGACCUGGUCAAAGGAGCCACGUACAUGUUCAGUGUCCAGGCUCUCACAGUCAGCUACGGACCACCCAUACAGGCAAACAUCAGUGCUCAGCCCGUGCAAGGCUCCCCUGGGUCCCCGAUGGAAAUGUCCAUCACCAAGACGUCCUCUGCACUGAACAUCCAGUGGACAGAGGGAGAAACCGGUGCAGCGCCUGUCUCCGGAUACGUUAUUGAGGCUCGUCCAUCAGAUGAAGGAGUGUGGGAUUCCUUCAUCAGACUCCUCCCCCCCAGCAGCCGGUCUGUGUCAGUGCCACUGGAGCGCCUGAGGUCGGGGAUCAGCUACGAGUUCAGAGUCAUCGCUGUUAAUCGCUAUGGUUACGGACAGCCGAGCACACCCUCUGCUGCUCUCGCUGCGCUGUCAGAGCGUCCGUUUUAUGAGGAGUGGUGGUUCCUGUUGGUCAUGGCUCUUGUGGGACUCAUCCUCAUUCUGGUCCUGGUCUUCACUCUGCUGCUGCACGGACACAGCAGCAAGUACAAGGCCUGCGGCACAGGGAAGCACAUGUCCACAGUGGAGGAGUCGGUAACGCUGGACAACGGAGGUUUCACUGCUCUGGAGCUCAACAGCAGAACGCUCAACACCAAGAACUCCUUCCUGAAAAAGAACGGGACAAGGUCUCCUCCCAGGCCCAGUCCAGGUGGUCUUCACUACUCUGACGAGGACAUCUGUAACAACUAUAACGGAGCCGUGCUCACUGAGAGCACCACACUCACUGAGAAACCCACCGAAGUCUCAGAGUCAGAGUUAACAGACAGCGACUAUGAGGAUGAGCAUCCCAAGCACUCCUUCGUCAACCACUACAUGAGCGACCCCACCUACUACAACUCCUGGAAGCGGCAGCCCAAAAGCCUUAAACCGGUCAGCACUCCUUUCGGCUACGAGGAGUGCGCCACCGCAGACACAGAGCCGUACUACCAGACCGUGGUCACCCAGCACAGCACAGGUGGCGCAUACACACCCACGGGGCAGCCCGCGCACACACACGUCAACCCCAACACCAACCCGCCUCCGGGGUCACGCACCCCCGUGACGGGAUUCUCCUCAUUCGUUUGACUCUAGAGACAAAAUCUGCACAAAAUGAUACACACACACGUACACAAAAUGAAGGAGGGGGCCCGGUGUGUGUUUGGACUAAAGGAGACGCGAGGAGAGGGCAGGACUAGACGAGGAGAGGAGAGGUGGGACGGACUGGUGACGAAACAGCCCCUCAUGCCCCAAAGAACUAAACUUUCACUUCUCACUCGCCUUCUCCCCUCGUUCACAAAGAUCCUCACUGUGUCGACGAGUGUGUGUGUGUUGCCCUCCUACUCUUUUACGCCUCUGUGUCACUGUGCUCACACACACAGUUACUGUUCUCGUUUCCACACACACAUUCAUCCCGGCGUGUACCACCAGAUGUUCAUGCCUAUUCCAGAGACUCUCCAACGAGAGCAGCGACUACAUGAGUCUGUCUGUGUAACUGUCGAGGAGAGAAUUUCGACAUCGAACUGGUGGAAAAUCUGCACAACGCUUCUUUUUCUCUGUUUUCCGUAUUUACACAUAAGUGCACAAAAACACACGCAUGCACUCCCUGAUGCGCCAUUUCAGUGUCUCCUGCAGGGAGAGAGAACUCUAAGGUUGAGGUGAAUCAUUAAAAGGCGGCACAGGGGGGGCAGCUUUUGUUGACAGACUGGUUCAUGUACACAAACACGAAGCUGUCAGCUUUAAAAUACCACCACACAGAGGAAAAGAAAAAAAUAACAAUCAAUAAUCACAGUUUUGAACUUCAUAAAGGACGGAGAGCGAGUGUGGGCGGGGUGUUCUUCAGAGGUAAGGCAUUCUCAGUGAGAGUGUUUUUGUGCUUUCUGAGAGCGAUAUGUUUGAGGUUUUUGGUCGGAAUAUAUGAAAACCAUGUUUUUUUACCGUCUACUGCCUGUUGUCAGCGCUCCUUAUACCACAGCCUCCCAAGCCAUAAUGCUUGCACUGAGCCGACCCCCCACGCAUUUCAUCUUUCUUCUGUUCAAGUUUAAUUUUUUACAAGUUUGAGUGUGUGUGUGUGUGUGUGUGUGUGUGUGUGUGUGAGUGUGACACGUGUGCGUACAAGCAUGCGUGUAUAAAUGGCUUUGACGCUCGGCUGAGAAGCUCGUUCAUUUGUCUCUGUUGUUCACUGCGACGCAAAGCGUGCCAUCGUAUGUGUGUUUGUGUUUUUAAGAUGGAUUUUGUACAGGGAAACCCUUUUUACUUGUGCGCUGUUGUAUGUAGUUUCGGCCACAUUUGUGUAAUUCAAUGCAAAUAGUGAAACGGCACUGGAGCGAGUCCUUAGCUACACUGACUGAUAAGAGGAAAAAGGAGGAGAGGAUUCACCGAGAAUCAUUAAAAAAUAAGCUGCAGUGAAUGAGAGCGGAUCAAGAUUACAGGAUAUUUUAGAGAAUCAUGUCCAACCUGAGUGUGAUUGAACUUUGCAUCAAAAGGCCCCAGUGUUUGUCCCCUGGCCUCAACUCCAGCAGCCGGGCUGACACACAUACGUACUUUGUACCAAGUGCAAACAAAAUCAUCUGUAAGUUUUUUGCUCAUGUAUAAUUUAAAGGUUUCUCCUCCCUCCCAGCCAGCCAGCAGCCUCCCUCACUCUGUCACGCUUGUUUUGAGUCCCAUUACAGUGUGUGAAUAAAUGGUCAUUGUUUAACAGUGUG